CAAUGUUUUUAUUAAUUUAAAAUAAAAAAUGGCAAAAAUUAUACUCAAUACCGAUGAAAGUGAUGGGCAGAUGUUUUGCCACGUAUGUUUAAGUUGUGACCGGACUCUGUUUCCUUUAGGAAAACACAGUGAUGUGUAUUACAAUGCUUUCGGCAAUUUUAUCAUGGCAGAAUUUCCAAAUAUAUUAUUAUGUUGGGAAUGUAUAGCGAUACUGAAGAAAAUAGCAUUAUUUCAAGCAAAAAUAGAACGUUCACAGAGAAUCCUCCUUGCCCAUUCUAUUGAUAAUCAAACCCGUCUAACUACGUUGAGUAGUUUAACCACUACGUACCUUAAUCCUGACCUCACAUUACUAUUCGUCGAAGACGCAGACGAAAAAACACAAAUUGAAUUAAACGUAAACAAUGAAAUAUUUAACGAAGACCUUGAUAAUAAGGAUUUAUUGCAAGAUAUCAAGGUGAAGGAAGAAAUUGAUGAUUGUGACAAUGCCAAUGAUUUUGAUUGCGAAAAUACUGAUCAGUUACUCGAUGAAAUCAAAACAGAAUUAGAAAAUGUUAAAGUUGAAAACCCUCAAGUGGUUAAGAAAAAGAAAUAUGCGAGUCGAACCAAAGACAGACCAUACAAGGUAAAUAAGAAAGUUCUGAUGAAAGAUCUAAAAGAAAUGUGUAAAAUAACAUACAUCGGAUUCGAUGAGAUAAAAGAAAUGUUGGAGAGAGAAAGAAAUAGUUCGUAUUAUAAGAUCCGGUAUAAAUGUAAGACUUGUGUUUUGGGCUGGUCAAGCAAAGAAUACUUGGAACGUCAUAAUGUGAAGUUUCAUAGUCAGUCUUCACCAUACUCGUGUGAUUUCUGCAACGCCCGUUUCGAUUGCAAGCGCCGUCUGUCCACCCACAUGGACCGACAUCGCGAGGUGUUCGAGUGCCGGUCGUGCGGUCAUCGGGCGUCGAGUCGAGAGCGAAUCAGACGCCACCUGGCUGGAAUGCACCGCGUCCGAUGCAAAGGUUGCGAAGCUUCAUUCCGCACCGUCCGUUUAUUUUUCAAGCAUUAUAAGCAAUACCAUGAAAUAUUUGUAUGUGAUUAUUGCACGAAAAAAUGCAAAUCUAAAAGGAGUAUUGAAAAGCAUAUAAAAAACCACCACACGGUUAACUACCGCUGCGACGAAUGUUCUAUCACGUUCAAAAGCAAGAAGUAUUACAAAAGCCACAACGAGCGCAAACACGUGGUUUCUAUGGGCGACGACGCGUACUGUGUGGAAUGCGACAAGCAGUUCAAGAAUGCGCUCUUGUACAGGGAACACGUUAUGACGGGUCCCGCGCAUCGGCAGAACGGCGGGAAGAAGGGCAUAUUUCCAUGUUCGGAGUGCGACAAUACCUAUGCUAGAAAAGAAUCCUUGAAGAACCACCACGACUUCGUUCACUUGAAGAAAUCCAGGUUUAAAUGCGUGGAGUGUAAUAAUAAGCAAUUUUUAAACCGCACGAAAUAUGUGAAUCAUAUGAAGUACAACCACGAGGGUGUAAAGAAAGAGAAAAACAAACUUUGUACCGUCUGCGGCAGGGGCUUUUCUACAAACAAGAUCCUUAUCCAUCACAUUCGCACGCACACGGGCGAGCGUCCUUACGAAUGCGGGCACUGCUCCGCACGCUUCACGCAGAAACACGCGAUGCGUAAUCACGUCGCUCACGUGCACUUAAAGAUGAAACGGAACGUGAAGUAGAGGAAAUAAAUACAUUAUCUUCUAACCUAAAAAAAGAGUUUCAUUUGAACUCCCAAAAACCAGACCCCAGGGAUCAGAGACCAGCGGGAUCAGGGUUAAAAUCCACUAAGAUAAGGGAUGAGAUACCCAGGGGAUCAAAGAUCAGACUCCAGGUAUCAGACACUCCGGGUUUUGAUAAAGAGUCAGCUCAAAAUGAAACGGAAUGUGAAGUAGUAAUAAAUACAGCUAUGAAUCUAAAAGACUUUCAUUUUGAACCUCCUACGAAUUAGGCACUCCGGGGAUCGGGGUUCAGAUACAUCGGCGAUCAAGUCCCAAGGGAUCAGAUCAUAAGACCUGGGGGAUCAGCGAUUAGCUCCCCAGGGGUCCCAGGGGAUCAGGGACUGGCGAACAUUGAUAU
Molecule: messenger RNA, 2105 nt
Organism: Ostrinia nubilalis (European corn borer)
Lineage: Eukaryota; Metazoa; Arthropoda; Insecta; Lepidoptera; Crambidae
Product: oocyte zinc finger protein XlCOF6-like
Exons: 9
Coding region: 29-1708 (559 amino acids)
Biological process (GO): regulation of transcription by RNA polymerase II
Cellular component (GO): nucleus
Molecular function (GO): zinc ion binding; sequence-specific DNA binding; DNA-binding transcription factor activity, RNA polymerase II-specific
Source: RefSeq, a predicted model, not a curated record